CCUCCCGGCCCUGGAUUCCACUUCCUCUCCGCUCGCGCUGCAGCAGCAGCCGCCUCCAGGCCCUGCGCCGCCUCCGGAGUCCAUGGCCGGGACGCGCUGGGUGCUCGGGGCGCUGCUCCGGGGCUGCGGCUGCAACUGCAGCAGCUGCCGGCGCACCGGCGCCGCCUGCCUGCCCUUCUACUCGGCCCCCGGCUCCUUCCCCUCGGGCGUCUCGGGCCGCCGCCGCCUGCUGCUGCUGCUCGGGGCCGCCGCGGCCGCCGCCUCUCAGACGCGUGGCCUCCAGACCGGGCCUGCGCCCGCCGGGAGGCUGGCGGGGCUUCCCCCCGCCGCCACCUCCGCCGCCGCUGCGGCAGCCGCCUCUUACCCGGCCCUGCGCGCCCCUCUGCUGCCGCAGUCGCUGGCGGCGGCCGCGGGUCCGGCGCGGAGCUACAGCCAGGAGUCCAAAACGACCUACCUGGAAGACCUUCCACCUCUCCCUGAGUAUGAAGUGGCGCCAUCCAAGUUAGGACAGGAUGUGGAUGAUGUUUAUCUCAUUCGAGCUCAAGGAUUACCAUGGUCGUGUACUAUAGAAGAUGUGCUUAACUUUUUCUCAGACUGCAGAAUCCGCAAUGGUGAGAAUGGAAUACACUUCCUCUUAAAUAGAGAUGGAAAGCGAAGGGGUGACGCCUUAAUUGAAAUGGAAUCAGAGCAGGAUGUGCAAAAAGCCUUAGAAAAGCACCGCAUGUACAUGGGGCAGCGGUAUGUGGAAGUAUAUGAGAUAAACAAUGAAGAUGUAGAUGCCUUAAUGAAGAGCCUGCAGGUCAAAUCUUCACCUGUGGUAAAUGAUGGCGUGGUCCGUUUGAGAGGACUUCCUUAUAGUUGCAAUGAGAAAGACAUUGUGGACUUCUUUGCAGGACUGAAUAUAGUAGACAUUACUUUUGUCAUGGACUACAGAGGGAGAAGAAAAACAGGAGAAGCCUAUGUGCAGUUUGAAGAACCAGAAAUGGCCAGCCAAGCCCUGUUGAAACACAGGGAAGAGAUUGGUAACCGAUAUAUAGAGAUAUUUCCAAGCAGAAGGAAUGAGGUUCGAACACACGUUGGUUCUCAUAAGGGAAAGAAAAUGGCAUCUUCUCUUACUGCUAAGUAUAUAACUGAGCCAGAAAUGGUCUUUGAAGAACACGAAGUAAAUGAGGAUAUUCGGCCCAUGACAGCUUUUGAAAGUGAGAAGGAAGUAGAAUUGCCUAAGGAGAUGUCAGAAAAGCUUCCAGAGACUGCUGAUUUUGGAACUGCAUCUUCACUACAUUUUGUCCACAUGAGAGGAUUGCCUUUCCAAGCCAAUGCCCAAGACAUUAUAAACUUUUUUGCUCCACUGAAGCCUGUUAGAAUCACCAUGGAAUACAGUUCCAGUGGGAAAGCCACUGGAGAAGCUGAUGUGCACUUCGAUACCCAUGAGGAUGCUGUUGCAGCCAUGCUCAAGGAUCGGUCGCAUGUUCACCAUAGGUAUAUUGAAUUGUUCCUGAAUUCAUGUCCAAAAGGAAAAUAAGACUUCCAGGGACUCCAGAUAAUAAGGAUGAAGCAAGAAGCAUUUCAUUUGCACAUCUUUCUUGGACAUGGGAUAUAAAGCUCCAGUUUUUUAGCAGCAGCUGCUAGAGAAAGGAUUUUGGGGUUUGGGCUUAAUUACUUAUAAGAAUAAUUCCAUAGUGGACUGUUUAGAAAGAGAAAGGAAAGGUUCAGUUUGGGAUUAUGAAAUAAAACCACAAAUUUAAAUUUUUGUUUAAACUGUCUAGGGUCUGAUUUACAAAUCUGGUCUUUAUUUUAUAUGAUUAAACAGUUUGAUUUCACAGAGGACAUGUUACCCAUUGUAAAGACUACAUGUUUUUAUUCAGUACUGUCCUUUAAAAUCUUUCUCCCAUUUUAAAAAUGAUCUGGUUGAGGUUUUGUUUUUUACCUAUGAAUUCAGAGCUCUGAUGUAAAACUUCUCAUGGAAUAAAACAUUGAGUUAUUUUAACCAAAUACUCACCAAAGCAAGGAAAGGUUUCAGACCUUUGAACCAUUACGGUUUGGCAGAGUAGUUUUAAUUUUAGGUCUAUUUGAUUACUUAGAUAGGGGUAAGAAUUAAAAAUAAGUCAAAACAAAAAAUAAACCCCACAGGGUAGUGAGUGUAAAUGACAACAAUUUGGCAGUUUUAUGUCUUUAGGAAUGUUUUGCCUUUCCAAGCCUUGUGCUAAAGGCAUUAACAUUGGUUCCUGUGUACUUAAGGAGGGAAUUCUAGUCUCAACUUAAAAGUUAUAUGGACACCCCCUUUUUUUGUGGUUUUGGGUGACCCUUAAGGGUAUUGGUUUGUUAGUCUCAAAACUGUGAAUUGACAUAUCAGAACAGUCCCGACUGGUAAGGACAUUAAUGGCUUCACUUGAAUUUAAACCAGCUCUAGAUAGGAAAAAAUUUAAGUCUCCUCAUUUGCUUUUUCAGUGGGGUAGCACAUCCCAUAUUUUAGAAGAAGUAGGGGGUGCCUUGCUUAAAUAAAAAUAGCAUUUAAUGUAUAAUUGUGUGAAGGGUUUAUGGAUAAAGCUGUAUUAAUGUCACAUUGUGGCAGUACCUUCUGCUUUAAUAUUAAACAGCUUGUUAUUUAAAUAUUGGAUCAAAAUGGCUGGCUUCAAAAUGUAGUCAUUAAUAAACUAACUUUACGUGCACCUGUGUAGGAGAAUCAGAAUCCUGUAUACUUUAUUUGCCUUGUUCCUGUUCUCAGGUGAUGACUGCCACGUAGUUACCAGGAGAUGCAGUUCUGGUUCUUAAAAUUGAAUUAGCCCAGAUUUCUGAGAGGUGAUAUCUGGAAGAGAGAUGAUGUCUUCUCUCACUUAAUACAUAACCAUCUUUGAUUACCAGCUCAGAUACAAAAUCACUGUACUGUAAGUAGUCAAUAAAUGAAGGCUUGUUUCAGGCUGAA
This is a messenger RNA of Equus caballus (horse), 2923 nucleotides long. RefSeq names its product G-rich RNA sequence binding factor 1 (gene GRSF1). NCBI's taxonomy places the organism in Eukaryota, Metazoa, Chordata, Mammalia, Perissodactyla, Equidae. Gene Ontology annotation, cellular component: ribonucleoprotein complex. Gene Ontology annotation, molecular function: RNA binding. The record is from RefSeq and is a predicted model, not a curated record.